AUAUUGCUACAUAUAAAUUAUUCAUCAUCAUCAUGACAAAUACGAUGAUGAUGAAUUAAAUAUUGACUUUUAACUUUUCCGUUUGAUAGCGCUGGUUAACUAUUAUUAUCAAAGAAUAAAUAGAGGGGAGAACUGAAUAAUCGAGCAUACCGAAAGGAAACGCAACAACGAAUAGUUUAGUUGUCAGUUGUCAUUUAGCUGUCACUGUGAUAAGAUAAGAGACGUCAAGUGUAGUGAUUGCGUUUUACAACAAAAAUAAACGAGAAGUUGUAAAUAAUGGCUCUAAAUUUGCCCAAAACAAUGCGAGCUGUGGGACUUUAUAAGUACUUGCCGAUUACUGAUCCCGAAAGCUUUCUCGACUUGGAGGUGAGUUUGCCGGCGGUGGGCCAGUCCGACGUGCUGGUGAAGGUGAAGGCCGUGUCCGUGAACCCGAUAGACACGAAGCAGCGCGCGCCCAAGCCGCGGGUGGAGGCCUCGCCCCGCGUGCUCGGCUGGGAUGGAUCGGGAGUGGUCGUCGACAAGGGCAGCCUCGUCAACAAACUCAAACUAGGCGACCACGUCUACUUCUCCGGCGCUCUUGGCCCGAGCGGCUGCAACGCUCAAUAUUACUCCGUGCACGAGGGCCUCGUAGCCAAAAAACCAACGUCUUUAUCAUUCGAGCAGGCUGCAGCUAUGCCCCUGACCACCUUGACGGCGUACGAAAUAUUUUACGACCUCAUGAAGAUCUCCGAAAAGGACCGCGGCAAGUCUCUGCUGAUCAUCAACAGCGCGGGCGGCGCCGGGUCGAUUGCCACGCAGCUGGCGCGGCACCUGGGGCUCACCGUCAUCGGCACGGCCGCGCGGGAAGCCACCCGGUCGUGGUCGCUCCAGCAGGGGGCCCAACUAGUUCUUGACCACAAGAAAGACUUGCUACCACAACUCAAAGACAAUGGCUAUGCUUCCGGAGUGGAUUACAUUCUAGUAAACUAUGAUCCCUACCCUUACUGGAACACUAUCAUGGAGGCUGUCAAGCCAAUGGGAACUAUUUGCCUGAUUGUUGAUAGCAGUGGCCUGGUCGACAUCAAGCCUUUGAAGGCCAAAAGUAUCACAUUGGCUUCAGAAAUGAUGAUGACCAGAUACAAGUACAACACCCCUGACAAAGUCAAGCUUGCAGAGUACUUAGAGCUUGCAGCCGAGUUGUUUGAUAAAGGUGUUCUAAAACAUACCCUUACUAAAACUUUAUCACCUCUGAAUGCCCAAACAUUAAAAGAAGCCCAUAAAAUAAUAGAAGAGCAGACAAUGGUUGGUAAACUUGUUAUAACUAAUGACCAAGUUGAAUAAAAUAUGUUUUUACU
This is a messenger RNA of Plutella xylostella (diamondback moth), 1334 nucleotides long. Its product is annotated as zinc-type alcohol dehydrogenase-like protein SERP1785. Lineage: Eukaryota; Metazoa; Arthropoda; Insecta; Lepidoptera; Plutellidae. Gene Ontology annotation, molecular function: oxidoreductase activity; zinc ion binding. The record is from RefSeq and is a predicted model, not a curated record.